This is a messenger RNA of Habropoda laboriosa, 4718 nucleotides long. Its product is annotated as trehalase-like. Gene Ontology annotation, molecular function: alpha,alpha-trehalase activity. Gene Ontology annotation, biological process: trehalose catabolic process. Lineage: Eukaryota; Metazoa; Arthropoda; Insecta; Hymenoptera; Apidae. The transcript has 8 exons. The coding region runs from base 25 to 2109 and encodes 694 amino acids. The record is from RefSeq and is a predicted model, not a curated record.
GAAACUGAAGAAUAUCUAAUAUUGAUGCUGGUUGUUUGGCAAGGAGCUCGCCGUUGCCUGAGUUGCAGCGGGCAGCGCACUAAUCAAGGCUACCAACUGCGUCGUCAUCGUGGCUCAAUCGGUGAUAAACUUGAUCGAUAUCAACUCGUUGGAACCCGGGAAGAUGCGGCCUCGCUGCUGGAGCUGAGACCGCCUCGCAGGCUGCGAAAGACGGAAGGUCCGCAUCCGCGACCGAUCAGCAAAAACGACGUUUACUGUCACGGCGAGUUGCUGCACACGAUACAGAUGGCCUCGAUCUACAAGGACUCCAAGACGUUCGUCGACAUGAAGAUGAAACACCCGCCGAACGAGACGUUACUGCUGUUUCGGGAAUUCAUGGAGCGGGUCGAUCACAUGCCCACCCGGCAUCAGAUCGAGGAGUUCGUCAAGGACACGUUCGAUCCGGAGGGAUCCGAGUUCGAAGAGUGGGAUCCCGCGGACUGGGUCAGCCAUCCCCGCUUCCUCGACAAGAUCCUCGACGAGGACCUCCGGAAGUUCGCCUCCGACCUGAAUCGCAUCUGGAAGAUGCUCGGACGGAAGAUGAAGGACGACGUGCGGAUCCACGAGGAUCAGUACUCGAUCAUUUACGUGCCGAAUCCGGUGAUAGUGCCCGGCGGCCGAUUCCGGGAGUUCUACUACUGGGACUCCUACUGGAUCAUCAAGGGGUUGCUGCUCUCCGAGAUGUACGCCACCGCCAAAGGAAUGCUCUCCAACUUUGUCUCGAUCGUGGACAAGAUCGGUUUCAUACCGAACGGCGGCAGAAUUUACUACACCAUGAGGUCCCAUCCUCCCCUCUUGAUCCCGAUGGCCGACGUCUACGUGCAGGCGACCAACGACUACCAGUGGCUCGAGGAGAAUCUCUACCUCCUCGAGAAGGAGUUCGACUUUUGGAUGACCAACCGGACGGUACAGGUCGAAAUGGACGGAGAGAAGUACACCCUGGCCAGAUACUACGAGGAAUCUUCGGGACCGCGACCCGAGUCGUACAAAGAGGAUUAUCUGACCAGCCAAAGCUUUCGCACCACCGAGGAGAAGGACAACUAUUACGCGGAGCUCAAGACCGCCGCCGAGUCGGGCUGGGACUUUUCCAGUCGAUGGUUCAUACUCGACGGCACGAACAAAGGUAACCUGACCAACUUGAAAACGAGAUACAUCAUCCCCGUGGAUCUGAACUCGAUAAUAUAUCGAAACGCGGUACUGCUGGCGCGGUUCAAUGCGAGGAUGGGCAACGAAUCGAAAGCCGCGUACUACCGGAAAAGAGCGGAGGAAUGGAAGAGAGCGGUCACGGCCGUACUCUGGCACGACGAAGUAGGCACUUGGCUCGACUACGAUAUCAUGAACGACAUCAAGAGAGAUUACUUUUAUCCGACCAACAUUCUGCCGCUCUGGACCGAUUGCUACGACAUUGCCAAGCGAGAGGAAUACGUGUCCAAGGUGCUCAAGUAUCUGGAGAAAAAUCAGAUCAUGCUGAAUCUCGGCGGCAUACCGACUACCCUCGAGCAUUCCGGUGAACAGUGGGACUACCCGAACGCCUGGCCGCCCCUUCAGUACUUUGUGAUCAUGUCGUUGAACAGAACCGAGGACCCGUGGGCGCAGAGACUGGCGUACGAGAUCGGGCAACGAUGGAUCCGUAGCAACUACAAAGCGUUCAACGAGACGCGCAGCAUGUUCGAGAAGGUUAGCUCUUCCUUCCUUCCUUCCUUCGGAGGCGGUGGCGAAUACGAGGUGCAACUCGGCUUCGGCUGGAGCAACGGAGUCAUCAUGGACUUGCUGGACAAGUACGGUGACAGGAUGACCGCCGACGAUCACUUCGUGCGCGACGACGUGCUGCAAAGCGCGGCUCCGCAACAGCCUGUCGUCUCUACGGCCGGUCAAGUGAUGACGGGCGUUCUCGCUCUCAUCAUAUCGAUAGCCGCGGGAUUCAUAGGAAUGGUGGUGUACAAAAGGCGGCAUUACUACGCGCCCGGACCGUCCACGAUGCCGAACAGAAGGAAAGUGAUUUCACCGAGCGAAAACCUUUACCGCAAGAGGAUCGCCUACACCGAGCUCAAGGACAUGAACGACGAUUGACGAGCGUUGCUCGUUUAGAGGGCUAAUUCGUUAAAACCGACUGGAAACCGCGACAACGGCACAACACUGUCGAGUAGUAGGAAGGAGGAAGGUGGACGAGGAGGCGCCAGCGGUAAACGGAACUCGUCCGCGGUCUCUACCUCUUCCAACACGUAGAUAGAUAGGUAGAUAGAUGAAAAAUUCACCGCGGUUCCAGAUCGUCCCCACAGUAAUCCGUCACGCCUCCGACUAAAUCACUCCUGCCAUUUCGUUCGGCGUCACGCAGUCGCAGUCGCAGUCGCAGUCGCGUUCGAUUCACGGGGAAGGUGAACAACGGUGCAAAAACGCGAACGUGACUUUUCCGAACGAGGAGGGACACUGGAGAAGAGAGUGAUACCGUGAAACGAUCUGGAACGUGUGUGGCGUCACAAUUGCGAUACGCUUGCACGCCUGCGCGUCUCUAUCGUAACCACCGCGCCGCGUCCCGCAGACUGUGCUGCACGCGCCAGGCCUAAACAACGUGGAUCCCUGAGAAAAGCGCACGCCAACCGGUCUACCAGACGCUAGGAGUGGUGGAGAGAAGCGAUCGAGGAAACAAAUCGCGAGUCUAACACUCGAAUAAUCGAGCGUUGCGUGUACUCGUACGUACACUGGGUUUAUAGGUGAGUUUAGGUAAUCGAUCAUCGAUCAUCGAUACACGAUACCAUAGAUCAAAUUAUUCUAGAAAAUAUUCUAUAUUUUCCGGGUACUUUUAUAGAAAGGAAUUGGUUUAGCCGUGCUUUUCGCGGCAAUCCGUACGUUUCACCGUUAUUCGGGCUAAUAUACUUGCUUAAUCAACCAGACCUCUCCGAAGGAAUUGCGAAACUCGUUUACGAUGCGCGUAGCCAACAAGAAUAGCCGACCGAAUGCUUUUCCUGCUGGACUUUGCGCUCGCCCGAUAUUCCUUCCUUGUAAAUAGUAACGCUCUUUUUACCGUCGUGCCGCCGCGAAACCUACGACCAGCCGUAGUCGAUUUAACUUAACGACUGGUCGAAGCCACGAUGUGUAACAUUCGGUUUUAACCAUUUUCACUGUCGAAAUCAUUCUAGUUUUUAUGAUAAACACGCGAAAAGUGUAAUAAAUAGAGAAUUUUGUUGCGAUUAGAUAAUAGAAAUGUGCGUUCGCGAAGCCGACUAGAAGCGAGUUUAGAUAUAUAGGGGCAUCUCCUAAGUUGUACAUAUUUUACUCGCCGCGGUCCAUCUUUUAUUUCAAACACGCCUCGUUUUGCGCAGGAUAUAUAUCUAGCUAGCCAACAAACACCAGCAGGAUACUCUCUCUAAACGGCUUGCGAAACAGCAAAAGAGCGAAAGAGCGAAAGCCGAACAACGAUCCCCUUUUUGCCUUCUCGAACCUCGCGAUAAUUCGAUUCGAGCAAUUAACGUCUUUUAUUUAACCCUUGUGUCGAUACUCGGCUAUCCGGAGGGCACAACAAUUUUUACUUUUUCUUCCUACGUUAUCCAGUCUCGGUUCUCAAGUUCCACGUUGAAUAUCUAUAAUGUUCGUUGGCUUGCCAAGGACACUCUCGAUAGCAAGCUUUUCAAACCGAUCUUCCAUACAUAAUGGAUAAAGCGAGCUCUCUUCGCUCACUUUACUCAAAAACACCCGUCGUUCGUUGCUGCUUCUUCUUCUUCGUCUUCUUCUUCGGAGCAUUUUAUUAUUUUCCUAAUAAAUAAUGUACGAAGCAAGAGCUGCGAUCUGAAUAACAUCGAAGAAUAAACAGAGUUUGGUCCAUAGUGUCAACUCCACUCUUGUAUUUAUCGUAAUAAAGUAUCAUUUCUGGUUUCUUUUUAGCGUCACUUGAUAUUGUCGUAUCUGCCUGGCGUGCUGCAAUUCAGUCAACAUCUUCCAACUGGAACCCUUUCUCGAGACAUUCCACCAAAACUGUUCAGAUUCAAAAAGUAGGCACCUCGGAUAUUGAUAUUCGGUUGUUGACAUAAGGGUUAACUAGGUUAUUCGAUUUACUUAUUUAUUUAUACAGUUCGUCACGACACUUGUCUCCUGCCGUCGCGGCGGCUCGAAUCUCGCCAAGGAAAAAGAACAAAUAGUGUGCGCGGUUGCUUGCUCGUUCGCGCGACCUACGUUUUUAUCCACGCAACGGUCAUCUUUCCCAUCGUCUCGCACAAACAAGAAUCGUCGAACGAGAAUCCUAACUGAUACACGAACGCCUCUGUAAAUAUACGAUACUUUGAUUAUUGUGAUACUUGGAAAUAAGUAGCUACCCACGUGCCCUUCUAUAUGUAUGUAUUACGUUUCUUCUUCUUUUUUUUCACUCCAAACUCCUCGUUUCUUUCGAUCUGGAAAGACUGGAAUCGCGGAAUCGUCGAAGGUGUUUCCUGUUCUUAUCUGUCGUUCGACGAUUCAUACCUGGCUCACGCGGUAGUCACAACGAACUUGUAACAUCCAGUUUCAGAUCAACUUGUGUUCGAACGCGAAUCGAGCCUCUCUUCUCUCUCUCUCUCUCUCUCUCUCUCUCUUUUCGAUACGAACGAAUCCUGUAUAUUUUUUUUCCUUUUUUUAUUUGUCCGACGAAUAGAUAAUCGAAUCGUGUAGUUUGUAGGUAGGAAUAUCGAAAUUUAUAGGUAAGGCGCUCA